This is a messenger RNA of Sorex fumeus (smoky shrew), 2120 nucleotides long. RefSeq names its product zinc finger protein 77-like. The record is from RefSeq and is a predicted model, not a curated record. Gene Ontology annotation, biological process: negative regulation of transcription by RNA polymerase II. Gene Ontology annotation, molecular function: DNA-binding transcription repressor activity, RNA polymerase II-specific. Lineage: Eukaryota; Metazoa; Chordata; Mammalia; Eulipotyphla; Soricidae. The coding region runs from base 103 to 1290 and encodes 395 amino acids. The transcript is spliced from 6 exons.
CAAACGCAGAAGCGGAGACAGACCGAGUCUGGAAGCUUCCCCAAGCAGCUUCUUCUCAUGCACAGAUCCGCUGUGCCCUGACUUCUCACCUGCUCAAGUAAGAUGGAGUCGGUCUCCUUUGAGGACGUGGCCGUGAACUUCACGCGGGCCGAGUGGGCUUUGCUGGAUCCGGCCCAGAGGCGCCUGUACAGAGACGUGAUGCUGGAGGCCUGCAGGCACCUGGCCUUCGUGGAGGUUUUUGCUCGUGGAAAAGCCAGUGGUGCUGUAGGGGGUGACGUUAAAUUAUUGAUCAUUGAAGACAGCACCGAGAACCUCAUUCGCCACGAUCCCUCCAAUGGUUUUGGAGAGAAGCGGAUGUUUCCUGACGCUGGUGACGAGAAAGAUACGCAGAAGCAGGAACAGGAAUGCAUAUCACUGGACAGUCUCGGUGACAGCCACAAAGCUCCCGAGGGUGCUGGAGAGACCCGGAGGAGUACUCAAAGAUUCUCUGAACCCCAAAGUCCUGUUGCCGCCUCUCCUGUGGAAUGUUCUUCCCCCCAGCAACCCCCGUCACCGCCCCGCGACUCUCCUCCAGACCUGGCUCAGGGGGCCGUCUGCUGCCCAGCCGGCCAGGAGACCCCCUCUCUCAACCCGGAUACCCCUCAGCGACGCCGUCGGCGACCCAAUAUCCCGAGACCGAAACCAACGUCCCACGACUGCAAAGUGUGUGGGGAGACCUUCAGUGUCGCCAACCUACUGACGCGUCACAUCCGGGAGAACCACAAGGAGACGCCGUACGUGUGCGAGCUCUGCGGGAAGGGCUUCCGCUUCCCCUCGUACCUGCAGGCUCACACGGAGACCCACACUGACAUCGAGAAGCCCUUUAAGUGCCCCGAGUGCCCCCAGAGUUUCAGGUACCCCUGUAAGCUGCGCGCCCACGCCAGGGUACACAUGGAGGUCAAGCCCUUUGGCUGUAAGGAGUGUGGGAAAAGCUUCAUGUCUAGCUGGAAGCUGCGUCGGCACAGCUGGAUCCACUCCGGGGAGAGGCCCUACGACUGCCCCGAGUGCGGGAAGGCGUUCCACGAGAGCUACUUGCUAGCCAAGCACAUGCGUAUUCACACGGGCGAGCUGCCUUACACCUGCACACAGUGCGGGAGAGGUUUCCGCUGGCUUGACAGCCUCCAGAUCCACCAGGUGACACACACGAGCCUGAGUCCCUUCCAGUGCCCCGAGUGCGGCAAGGCCUACCGCUGCCGCUCCUACUUCAGAGUCCACCUAAAGACCCACCAGGCCGCCCAGCCCCUCAAAUGAGGGGAGGGGGGCAGAGUCUUCAGCCACCCCAAGGUCUUCCGCCAGCACUCUUAGGGGGCACCAUGAGGGGCAGCCGUUCGUGUGCCACUGCGAGCAGGGGUUCGACCGGACUGCAGCCCUGCACCGGCACGUCCGCCGGACCCACACGCCGGGGAGAAGCUCUGAACCCAUCUCCUGCCCUAUUCCGGGAUUGUCACCCUGUCCCCCACCAGCCUGCGGGGAAAGAGACCUCGGGGGUGCAGAGAGCAUUUGGGUCGAACCCCGUACCUCAAUUUCUCUCACCCCCCAAAAGUCAGGGUAAAGCUAUUUCUUUUUUAAAUUAAUUGAGGCUACAACUGAUGAGUGAUGGUCAGGACGGACUUGAGGUUCUGCUCCCAGGAAUCACUCGUGGUGGUUCUCAUGGGACCCUCUGGGAUGCUGGGAUCGAACAUGGGUCAGCCACAUGCAAGGCCUGCCCCCUCCCCUCUGUGCUAUGCUCUUCCCCCGGAUACUGUAGUCUUGCUUUUGUGACGUCCCUGGUGUCUGUGGAUCCUGUCCUAGGAGGGAACUUUUGGGGAAUUACGUUCAAGUGACAGUAUGUUUCACGUGUCUUUGGAGGCCACACCUUGUGCUGCUCUGGGCAGAUUCCUGGCUCUGCAAUCAGAGGUCAGUCCUGUUGGGCUCAGGGGUCCCAUGCUAUGUCCUGGUCCCCCUGAAUCAGCUACUGCAUGGCCAGCGCCCUCCUCUUCACCAUGGCUCCGGCUCUGAAGUUCUAUUUUAUUUUAGCUGCUAUCUGAUUUCCACUACUGUUCCAGGUAGGGUUUAUAAGCAUCAGGUAUUUCAGAGAUUUU